Messenger RNA from Betta splendens (Siamese fighting fish), 2395 nucleotides. RefSeq names its product RFNG O-fucosylpeptide 3-beta-N-acetylglucosaminyltransferase (gene rfng). Gene Ontology annotation, biological process: pattern specification process; regulation of Notch signaling pathway. The transcript is spliced from 9 exons. The record is from RefSeq and is a predicted model, not a curated record. The coding region runs from base 482 to 1654 and encodes 390 amino acids. Gene Ontology annotation, molecular function: O-fucosylpeptide 3-beta-N-acetylglucosaminyltransferase activity. NCBI's taxonomy places the organism in Eukaryota, Metazoa, Chordata, Actinopteri, Anabantiformes, Osphronemidae. Gene Ontology annotation, cellular component: Golgi membrane.
UACUUUGAAGGGUUCACAGGAAGCGUAAGGAGCUGGUAGUAGCUUAACUUUUGAAGACUUCGGUUCUUGGAGUUUUGCGGUCUGUGGAGUGUUUGGAUAAGUAGUUGAGUGCGUCGAGGCGGCGGUAAAAUUAUGUUUGAGUGACAUAAAGUCUUCUGAAUACCGCAUGGAAGAACGAGGAGCAUCGCUGAGCUGAUCCAAAGAGCCAAAGAAGAAGAAAGUAGGAGGAACGCGACGGCUCGAGAAGCGCAAUCGGUCGAAACCAAUGGGUUUCCAGUAAAUAGUCGGUUCGUAGAAGCUGCAUGUCUCCGGGACGUUUCCACGCCGAACUAAAGGCGAUCUCCUCGAACAAAGAAGUCCAAUGAGUCCUCGGAUCUCUCACGGCUUCCCAGUUCCUGUGAUGGUGUGAGGAUGGGUCCGGGCGGUGCUGGAGGUCACUGCAGCCCUGGAGGCUGAUCGCCGCCCCCUCGGGCCGCUCAGGAUGCGCGUGGCCUCGGUGGGUGUCAGCAAGUCCUGCUUCCUGCUCUCGCUGGCCUUCGGCGGCCUCCUGCUCAUGCUCAUACCGGCCCUCCAGCCCCAGGGUCCCCAGGCGGACCUGCCUCAGCCCCGACCCCAAAGCCGGCCCGCGCGGGGCCCGUCGCGGCAGGACGGGGCCUCGGCGCCGUCCGGCGUGGCCCCGGGACUGAAUGGAAGCUCAGCGGGCCGCAGUGAACCCACAAAGGCUGAACCCAGGCCUCAAGGUGGUGGAGACUCUAAAAGGAGCCCAGACAGAGGGGCUCUCCUUCGGGGAAAGGGUGGGGAAUAUUUCGGUUCUAGGUCCCGUGACCUACUGGAGCUGAAGGAUAUUUUUAUUGCCGUGAAGACCACAAAGAAGUACCACAAGUCCAGACUGGAGCUGCUGAUUCAGACCUGGGUUUCCAAAGCGAGAGAUCAGACCUACAUUUUCACCGAUGGGGAAGACAAGGAGCUGCGGGUGCGAACAGGGGUUAACCUCAUCAACACUAACUGCUCGGCGGCCCACACCCGACAGGCUCUGUGCUGCAAGAUGUCUGUGGAGUACGACAAAUUCAUCGAGUCCCAGAGGAAGUGGUUCUGCCACGUGGACGACGACAACUACGUGAUCCUGCCCAGCCUGCUGCAGAUGCUCUCCUCCUACCACCACAGCCAGGACGUGUACCUGGGCCGACCCAGUCUGGAUCACCCCAUCGAGGCGGCGGAGAGGAUCAAGAGCGACGGCUCGGAGUCCGUCAGGUUCUGGUUCGCCACCGGUGGAGCGGGCUUCUGCAUCAGCAGAGGUCUGGCGCUGAAAAUGAGCCCGUGGGCCAGCCUGGGGAAUUUCAUCAGCACGGCGGAGCGGAUCCGGCUGCCGGACGACUGCACCAUCGGCUACAUCAUCGAGGCGCUGCUGGAGGUGGCGCUGACGCACACGCACCUCUUCCACUCGCACCUGGAGAACCUGCAGAAGCUGCCCACGGCCACGGUGCUGCAGCAGGUGACGCUGAGCUACGGCGGCUUUGAGAACAGGAGAAACGUGGUGAGCGUCGUCGGGGGCUUCUCUCUGGCCGAGGACCCCACGCGGUUUAAGACGGUCCACUGCCUCCUGUACCCAGACGUCGCCUGGUGCCCAAAGCUCAAGCCUCGCCACAAAAGCUGAGCCCCACAGAGAAUGCAGCCCACACGACUCCGCAGCUUCUUUCACUGCGCCUUCAGAUCAUCAGCCAAGUAUUAAACAGUUUAAAUGUUUUUGAGCUCGGACAAGGACUGACCUCAUGUUUGAGAGAUUACAUCUGACUGACAUGGACACAUUUACGUCAGUCUGUUCUCAGCCAAAUAGCUUUUUCUUAAAUGAAAUGUUUUGGGUUUCUUUGCACUACAUCCAUUGGGUCGCUUCCUCAUAUAAUCUUUAUUAUUAUUAUUUUGUACGUUCCUCAUAUGUCGAAACCCACAAACCCACACUGAGUUUUAAAUCAACUGUGUAACUAAGAAGCUGCCCUGACGGAGAGCUGACGUCAGCUGGACAUUGGAUGAACUUCAUGUCAUGCUUGAAUCAGGCUGAUCUCUGCACGCUGGGAACGAGACAGGGGUGUUUGCAGCCUGAAGCUUGAGUAGGACUCUUAUUUUGAAAGCACCAGGAGCCUUCGGUGUGUGAAGACAGAAGAUACCUGACAGCACGUGCAGUCACAAACCAGUUUCAGUAUUUCCAAUUUUUUUAAAGAUAAAUUUGUGUAAUUAAAAAAAUCUGUCUACCCUUUUGGCACAAGACCAGAAUCCCAAACUCUUGCUCGUGUCCUGCUGCAGGUCAGUGGGCAAAACGGGGACAUGUGGAGAGGGGGACAUUUUCUACACACUGAUGUAUUAUGACGUUUCAAUAAAAAUAAAAGUGUUCUGCAAUAAG